This is a messenger RNA of Puntigrus tetrazona (Sumatra barb), 1239 nucleotides long. Its product is annotated as somatomedin-B and thrombospondin type-1 domain-containing protein. NCBI's taxonomy places the organism in Eukaryota, Metazoa, Chordata, Actinopteri, Cypriniformes, Cyprinidae. The record is from RefSeq and is a predicted model, not a curated record. Bases 320 to 1117 code for a protein of 265 amino acids. The transcript has 5 exons.
UUUUGUGUGCUAGAACAAGGGCAGAGACGCUCCAGACGGGUUUUACAGACACAUAAGGGGUGGACAUUCAAUUCCUCCGCUCUGAUUGCCACAGAAUAGCUCUUUCUUUCAGCCAAAGCGGUGUCUUUUUUUUUUCCUCCGGGCAAACAGAAGAGCUGUUUGGUCACAGGAAUUCCAGGUCACAAGGAUUCCUCCGGCAAGCAUGACUUCACCUGUGACAGAUUCAUUUCCUCUCCAGGAAUGAGACCUGUGGCACUGACUUCAAGAGACACAGAAGACAGUAACAAGUACUUGUGUCAUUUUAAAGUUCAUUUUGGAUAUGAUGUGGUUGUUGUCAGUGGACCGGAGCGCCCUUCUGGUAGUGGCUGCUGUUUUUUUUGGGAUGUACCAGUUUGCUGAAGGGGGAUGCUCAGGAAGGUGCUGUCAAGGCACAGAUUUCACCUGUGUCACUACUGACUGGAGGAUGGACCGUGUUUAUGGGACAUGUUAUUGUGAUGAGAGGUGUUUAAAGACUAAAGACUGCUGCUUUGACUAUCCAACAGAAUGUCCAGCUCAGCCGUGUGUCGUGAGUGAGUGGAGUCACUGGAGUGGGUGCGCUCAGCCCUGUCAGCCCUCAUUCCGGGUCCGGAGACGUAGCGUUGAGAGACUGCCCCAAAACAGCGGACAGGCCUGUCCAAGGCUGGAGGAAAAGGCGGGAUGCAUGGAGUAUCAGGACCAUCAGGGACAGUUUUGUGCUUCUGCGCAAGGAGCAGCAUUUAUAACAACAAUGGAGUACAGCAAAGGCAGAACACAUGAUUUGUAUGGGGCCCCAAUGGAUGCUGGUUUCUGUAUGGAGUUCAAGAUGGAGUCUCUGACAGCGCAGUGCAUGGUGGAGAAUAGACCCUACACUCGCUGGAUGCAGUACUUGAGGGAGGGCUAUACUGUCUGUGUGGCCUGCCAACCUCCGGCAAUGAACAACCACAGUCAGAGCUGCCAAGGAGACGGUAACCUAGCUGGGAGGGAUGAUCUUCUUCACUGGCAGGCGGUGGGAAGCCCUCGAUGCAGAGGAACAUGGAAAAAAGUACAGAGACUACAGCACUGCUCCUGCCCACAAGUGCACAGCUUCCUUUUCAUUUAAACACACACAGGAUGCUUCAUCUUCCUUGUUAAAAUCCACAAAUUAACAGCAUGUCAUAUAAUUCAGAAACAAAACACCACACACGUUUACAUACAUUUAUUAAAAGCUGUUUAGUUUUUACA